GGUUUGGGAUGGUCUCUGUGUAGCGGUCUUCUACUGUUAUUGAUGUUUUUUUCCUCGACAUUUCAAUGGUAACUGUCCUGUCAAACGUCUAAUCAGCACCGAGGAGCCGAGAAGUGUAUGAGAAUGGAGACUGAGGAAAAAAACCCGGACCCUAAAUACGGGGAGUCCAGGAAGUUUGACCCAAACUUCAAAGGACCGAUCCACAACAGGGGCUGCACAGAUAUCCUCUGCUGUAUUCUCUUCAUCUUGGCCUUGUUGGGGUACUUUGCUGUCGGUAUUGUUGCCUGGUCUCAGGGCGACCCCAGGAAAGUGAUCUAUCCCACGGACAGCCGGGGGCAGUUCUGUGGACAAGCUGGUACUCCUCUGGAGAAGAAGCCUCUUCUGUUUUACUUUAACAUCCUGAAGUGUGCCAGCCCUCUGGUGCUGCUGGAGUUCCAGUGUCCCACCACGCAGUUAUGUGUGGAAACCUGUCCUGACCGCCACAUGACGUUGGUGAAAGCCAAGGUAGGCAACAAAGAAGACCAUGAAUACUACAAGAAGUACUGUAAGGAUGGAGUGGACUUUGGCAAAUUGAGUCCUCCUGAGAUCCUAAGGGAAGGCUUGUGUCCGGCCAUGCUGAUGCCCAGUAAAGCCUUCACGCGGCGCUGCCUUCCUGCUUUGGGAACGAUGAAAGGCGGGGUGGUGGUGGUGGGCAACGAGACCUCUUUGGAUGCUGGAGAGGGCACCAACAUCAACGCCACGGAUGUGCUGGAGGCGUCAAAGAAGUCAAAUAUGGUUGUUGAAGCUCGCCAGGUGGCCAUGAGAAUCUUUGAGGACUACACUCAGUCUUGGCACUGGAUAUUGCUCGGUCUUGUGAUUGCCAUGCUGGUCAGCUUGGUUUUCAUCGUCCUGCUGCGAUUCUUGGCUGGCAUCAUGAUCUGGGUCAUGAUUGUUUUGGUUAUUCUCGUCAUCGGAUAUGGGAUUUUCCACUGUUACAUGGAGUUUGCGAGUCUGAAGGGAGAGCCGGGCUCUAAUGUCACUAUCCGCGAUCUGGGCGUGCAGACGGACUUCUCUGUGUACCUGCAGAUCAGACAGACCUGGCUGGCCUUCAGUAUCAUCCUGGCUAUUGUAGAGUUCUUCAUCAUCCUGCUACUCAUAUUCCUCAGGAAGAGACUUAUGAUUGCCAUCGCCCUCAUCAAAGAGGCUAGCAGAGCUGUUGGGCACGUCAUGUCAUCGCUGUUCUACCCCAUCCUGACCUUUGCCCUGCUCUCUGUGGUGAUCGCCUACUGGGCCAUCACUGCUGUCUUUUUGUCCACCUCUAAUGAUCAGGUGUACAAAGUAUUCAACAACUCAGAGUGCGAGUACUCACGAGACACCUGCGACCCCAAGACGUUCAACAUCUCCAACGUUUCAUCUCAGUGUCCUGAUGCCGAGUGUCUGUUUGCCUUCUAUGGUGGAGAGACCCUCUACCACAAAUACCUCAUCCUGUUCCAGUUCUACAACGUUUUCCUCUUCUUCUGGUGCGCCAACUUCGUGACGGCCCUGGGCCAAGUCACUCUGUCAGGGGCCUUCGCCUCCUAUUACUGGGCCUUCAAGAAACCCGACGAUAUUCCCGCCUUCCCCAUCUUCGCCUCGCUUGGACGGGCUCUCCGAUACCACACUGGCUCUCUGGCUUUUGGCUCUCUGAUCCUCUCCUUUGUUCAGGCCAUCAGGGUCCUUCUGGAGUACCUGGAUCACAAGUUGAUGGGUGCUCAGAACAAGUGUGCUAAAUUCCUGCUGAGCUGCAUGAAGUGCUGCUUCUGGUGUCUGGAGAAAUGUAUCAAGUUCCUUAACAGGAAUGCCUACAUCAUGAUUGCCAUCUAUGGAAAAAGUUUCUGCCCUUCUGCUAAGAAUGCCUUUUUCCUGCUUAUGAGGAACAUCAUCAGGGUGGCUGUUUUAGAUAAAGUGACUGACUUCCUGCUGUUCCUUGGGAAGCUCCUCAUCGUUGGAAUCGUUGGCAUCUUCUCUUUCUUCUUCUUCUCCGGGAGAAUCAAAGCUGUAGAGGAGGCUGCUCCAUCUCUCAACUACUACUGGGUGCCAAUAAUGACGUUGGUAGUGGGAUCCUACCUCAUCGCCCAUGGCUUCUUCAGCGUGUACGCCAUGUGUGUGGACACACUGUUCCUCUGCUUCUGUGAGGACCUGGAGAGAAACGACGGCUCGUCAGACAGGCCUUACUUCAUGUCGCCCGAGCUGCACGAGAUCCUCUCCAAAGCCAAGAGGGUGGAGGAAGACCACGAUGGGGUCGAGCAGGGGGAUUCUGCUGAUCCUGCAAAGCCAAUGGAUGAGGUGAAACUGGAGGAGGAGACCCCUCUUCAACAACAAGACGGAGAAAUCCAACUGAAACAGCAGACGGUGCUCAAGCAGGAAAAUGAGGAGGAGCAGCCUCUGCAGGCCACGACUGAUACCGAAGAGCCACAACAGGAGAACAAAGAAGAAGAAAAAGUCAGUCAGGUUGAGGAGGCUGAAAAGAAAGAAGAAGCAGAGGUGGCAAAGCAGGAAGAAAAAACCGAGGAGGCGCCACCUCCCGCUGCGGAGGCUGAGAAAGAAGAGACCGCUGAUAAAAAAGAGGAAUCUUUGGAAGAUAGUCCUCCUUCUGCACCACAGGAGUAAACAGUAAUGCAAGGGCAAAUAAGUAAGGCUUGGUUAACCUCAAAAAGUACUGUAUCUACAACGUGAUGUGAUGUGGGCAUGUUAAAUGUGCGGCAUACAACAAAAGCUAAAUAUUUCCGAUGUGACAGCUUGGAGGAGGCCAAAGAAGGUCAAAAGCCCAGUUGCAUCUCUGUAGCUUGAACAAAAAACGCUCUCUCGUGUUGGUUUUAGAACAGUGUUGGUUUUUAUAUAUUGUGAAGAUCUGUAGAACGUUGUGAGUGCUGAACCUGUGCCUGAUUGCUGUCACUGAUAUUUGUUGUCUUAAUCCUGUUAAACGAUGCACUGCAGAACCACUACGUACCGUGUUUACAGCCGGAACACACUCAUGUCAAUCGAUGGUGAAUCUCUUUCACUGUUUACAAUAAUACCAGCUGACCAGCCAAAAUGUUACAGACAUAUUUGAUAGACUGUAUGAAUAUUGGAUCUUUUUUUUUUCCUAUGAAACGUGUAUAUAUAAAGUAGUGUUCUUCUAUUACGAUUUGUUUCAGCUUCAGUCUUGUAGAGAUACAAGAUGGGAUCCGAUGUAUUGUAUUGCCACCCACUUGCCUUGGUAUUUUUGACUGAUGUAAGUGCUGUUAGUGUCGCCAUGACGCAGCCUCUCUUUGGACCCCCCCCCCAAAAAAAAAAUGUUUACUAACCCAACCUGCAUUGCUCUGUCCCUCUCCCCUCUGUCUCUCUGCUGCAUGGUGUUGACAUGGCCUUCUGAAUGCUCGCAACUAGCAUCACAACUCUCUGGAUGCUUUUGUACACUUUGUUUCUCUUUUGUCGCCUUGUGUAAGAUGUAAGUUACUGAUUGAUGACAUUCCAUAUUUAUCGGAUGUAAAUCUUGAUUAAAGGUGAUUGUAUUUAA
Molecule: messenger RNA, 3517 nt
Organism: Notothenia coriiceps (black rockcod)
Lineage: Eukaryota; Metazoa; Chordata; Actinopteri; Perciformes; Nototheniidae
Gene: slc44a2
Product: solute carrier family 44 member 2 (CTL2 blood group)
Exons: 22
Coding region: 118-2628 (836 amino acids)
Biological process (GO): transmembrane transport
Cellular component (GO): membrane
Molecular function (GO): transmembrane transporter activity
Source: RefSeq, a predicted model, not a curated record